This is a messenger RNA of Homalodisca vitripennis (glassy-winged sharpshooter), 1942 nucleotides long. It is a transcript of the gene ais, whose product is annotated as probable ATP-dependent RNA helicase DDX52. Gene Ontology annotation, biological process: maturation of SSU-rRNA. The record is from RefSeq and is a predicted model, not a curated record. The transcript has 13 exons. The coding region runs from base 176 to 1900 and encodes 574 amino acids. Gene Ontology annotation, molecular function: ATP binding; nucleic acid binding; RNA helicase activity. NCBI's taxonomy places the organism in Eukaryota, Metazoa, Arthropoda, Insecta, Hemiptera, Cicadellidae.
UUAACACACCGCGUGUGCUGUAUGGUUAUGUCGUCGUAAGUGCGUGUAAACACUUUUCAAAGUUUGUUAUAAAUGUCUCGGUAGUUGUAGGAUUAUACUUUUCUAAAUUGAAUAAUAUAGUGUUUAGAGAUCUGUUUGUUCUUUCGUUUUUAUUUUAUAAGUAAUACUUUACGUUAUGGAUUUUUACGACAUUUAUCGUAAGUUGACAGGACACAGUCCUAGAGUAGGCUUUAGGACUAAGGAGCAAAUAGAAAAGAUGAACAACAUAACUACUAACAAAGCACCAAAUGUUUCAACUGAUUUGAAUAAGCCCAUUAAGAGAAGUCGCUCUCUUGACAACAUCGAAGAGAAUUCUAGCGAUGAAGAUGAGCUAACUCUGUUGGAUGGAAUCAAAUCAAGUACCAAAACUGAAAAUUCAAAGCACAAAAAGAAGAAAAAAGGUGAGGCUGGGAAAAGUAAGAAGCAAAAACUAGCAGAAUUGGAGCAAGAAAGGAUAAAUCGCUUGAGAAAUGUUCACCGUAUCACUGCUGUGGGGGAGAACCCUCCCCCUCCGGUAGAGAGUUUUGAACAGUUACAUCUGGAGUACAAAGUGAGCAAUAUUAUCAUCAAGAACUUAGUUGCUUCUGGAUAUGAAACACCCACCCCUAUCCAGAUGCAGGCCAUCCCAGCAAUGAUACAGGGGCGACAGAUCCUAGCCUGUGCUCCCACAGGAUCGGGGAAGACGUUAGCGUUUCUGGUUCCCAUCCUGCAGAGUCUGGCCUCACCCAAGAACUCAGGAUUCAGAGCCCUGAUUGUCUGUCCUACCAGAGAAUUGGCUCAGCAAACGUUUCGAGAAUGUGCUUGGCUCAGUGAGGGCACAGGUUUGAGGGCGCAAGUCAUGAAGAAGAGUGCUUCUCUGGCUAUGUCUAACAGAACCUCUGAUUUCACUAAUAAAAACGAUAUAUUAAUAACAACACCAAACAGAAUUGUGUACAUGCUGAAACAAGAACCCCCACUUAUAUCUUUAAAAAGUGUCCAGUGGCUUGUAGUGGAUGAAUCAGACAAGCUGUUUGAAGCUGGAAUCCGAGGGUUUAGGGAUCAACUGGCUGAGAUCUACAAGGCAUGUGACUCAGAACACGUGCGACGUGCCUUUUUCAGUGCUACUCACACAGUUGAGGUUGCCAAGUGGUGUCGGAAACAUCUCAAGAACCUCCUCUUGGUCACAGUUGGUCAAAGAAAUACAGCAGCUGAUUUGGUCCAGCAGGAACUAAGAUUUGUUGGAUACGAAGAUGGAAAGAUGAUUGAAUUUCGCAAAAUAGUUCGAGAGGGUCUGCCACCCCCAGUGUUGGUGUUUGUCCAGUCAAAAGAACGAGCUCGUGAACUGUUCACUGAACUGAUCUAUGAUCGCAUCAAUGUUGAUGUUAUACACUCAGAGAGGACACAACUUCAGAGAGACAACACUGUUCGAGCAUUCCGAGAGCGUAAGAUUUGGGUGUUGAUCUGUACGGAACUGAUGGGCCGAGGAAUCGACUUCAAGGGUGUCAAUCUUGUCAUCAACUUUGACUUUCCAAAGUCUGCAAUCUCAUACAUCCAUCAAAUAGGCAGGACGGGCCGAGCGGGUAGACCAGGCAGAGCCAUUACCUUCUUCACUAUAGAGGAUUUUCCAGCACUCAGAAGUAUAGCUACUGUGAUGAAAGAAUCGGGCUGUGAAGUUCCAGAGUACAUUAUGAACAUGAAGAAGACCAGUAAACGAGAGAGGCGUAAAAUGGAACAGAGAGCUCCUAAGCGAAAAUCCAUCAGCACACAGCCAUCUUAUGCCAAGUUCAAAAACAACAGGCUCAAGAGUAAAAUCGAGAGCACUAAGAGACGGAAAGCACUGAAAGCCAAUAAACAAAACAAGGAAAUGGAAAAGCAGCAGUAAUUGUAUAUUUACAGAUCUGUAAAUAAAAAUUAUUUAUUUUUA